CACCGCAAGCAGUAAAUCACCCGUAAAGAUCAGGCUGCCGAAGACAUCCCGCAAUUGCGACACGAACUUACUUGAUUGUAUCCAGGCUCUAUAAGCUCCAGGCACCAUGUCGGGCAGCAGGCUCAACUUCGUCACCUUCAAUCAGGACCACAGCUGUCUGGCUGUCGGCACCGCCAAGGGUUUCCGCAUCUACCACACAGAUCAGUUCUCCAAAGUCUUCAACAGCGAUGAAGGGAAUAUUAAUAUUAUUGAAAUGCUCUUCUCGACCUCGUUAGUUGCUAUGGUCCGCUCUCCUCGCCACCUGGUAAUACAAAAUACCAAGCGUGGCUCCAUCAUCUGCGAGCUCACUUUUCCUACCUCUGUUCUCGCAGUCCGGCUGAACAAGAAACGUCUGGCGGUGGUCCUCGAACAGGAGAUCUACCUCUAUGACAUAUCCAACAUGGCGUUGCUGAACACCAUCGAGACGUCGCCGAACCCGCACGCUAUCUUCGCUCUUUCGCCCUCGUCAGAGAAGUGCUACAUGGCAUAUCCGCUUCCCAAGCCGCGAGAGGAACAGAACGAGAGGCGGCCUGCCCACGCCCCUCCUCUUUCCAAAUAUGUGCCGCCCACGUCCGGCGAGCUCAUCAUCUACGACACCGUCGCUGGCAAGGCCCUCAACGUCAUUGAAGCACACCGCUCGCCUCUGUGGCGCGUGGCGCUGAAUAGCGAGUGCACCAAGGUGGCCACUGCAUCCGAAACCGGCACGAUCGUGCGGGUUUUCUCCGUCCCGGACGGCCAGAAGCUCUUUCAAUUCCGCCGCGGCACCUAUCCCUCGACCAUCUGCAGCAUGUCGUUCAACCUCAGUUCCACCCUGCUGUGCGUGUCGUCGUCCACCUCGGACACGGUCCACAUCUUCCGACUGAUCAACGCGCAAAACGUCAAUGCAGGAGGCGGUGCUGCGUCCGAGCCUGAGACACAGGGAUCCCCUCGGAUGAAUCGCUGGUCCCGGUCUAGGAGCAUCGACAACGGCGAGUAUUCGCCAAGCAGCAAUGCCGGGUCAUCACCUAGCAGCGAUAUACCAGAGGCCGGCCCCAGCAGCAACAACGGGGGCAGCGCAGCCACUAGGAGGCAGAGUGGAACCUUUGCGAGCAUGCUUCGCCGAUCCUCAAACAUCAUGACCCGCAGCGUGGCCGGUGCCGUCGGCUCCUAUCUACCCCAGUCAAUGACAGAAAUAUGGGAGCCGCAGCGCGACUUUGCGAGCAUCAAGAUUCCGAAGCCGAAUAGUUCGCCUCUGAGCAGCGUUGUGGCCAUGUCCAGCAGCUCGCCCCAAAUCAUGGUGGCCACCAGUGACGGCAACUUUUUCAUCUACAAUAUUGAUCUGCAAAACGGCGGAGAAGGCGUCCUCGUGCGGCAGUAUUCUUUUCUCGACGGCAACGAUAAGAUGGAUUCCUCGGGAUACGGUUCGUAGGUGUUGACCGAUAUCGAAGAGGAUUUGUCCGGGAUAAUCGACAUCAUCUCCAUUCGCCAAGAUUUGGUUGAUGCAGAGGGCAAUGCUCCGAAUGCCUCUGUUGCGGUGACUGAUGCGGCUGAGGAGUACUUGUUGGGCAGUUUUUCAGACUUGGGCGUGGGUGAUGAUGGGGCGAGUGAUU
This is a messenger RNA of Parathielavia appendiculata, 1628 nucleotides long. Its product is annotated as protein-vacuolar targeting protein Atg18. NCBI's taxonomy places the organism in Eukaryota, Fungi, Ascomycota, Sordariomycetes, Sordariales, Chaetomiaceae. The record is from RefSeq and is a predicted model, not a curated record. Gene Ontology annotation, cellular component: extrinsic component of membrane; phagophore assembly site membrane; cytosol. Gene Ontology annotation, biological process: protein localization to phagophore assembly site; autophagy of mitochondrion; nucleophagy. Gene Ontology annotation, molecular function: phosphatidylinositol-3-phosphate binding; protein binding; phosphatidylinositol-3,5-bisphosphate binding. The transcript is spliced from 3 exons. Bases 107 to 1447 code for a protein of 446 amino acids.